Molecule: messenger RNA, 2520 nt
Organism: Habropoda laboriosa
Lineage: Eukaryota; Metazoa; Arthropoda; Insecta; Hymenoptera; Apidae
Gene: wdb
Product: serine/threonine-protein phosphatase 2A 56 kDa regulatory subunit epsilon isoform
Exons: 9
Coding region: 1018-2442 (474 amino acids)
Biological process (GO): signal transduction; protein dephosphorylation
Cellular component (GO): protein phosphatase type 2A complex; nucleus; cytosol
Molecular function (GO): protein phosphatase activator activity
Source: RefSeq, a predicted model, not a curated record
UGAAGAGGACGACGGUGCAAGGAUCCUUUUUUCUUUUUAAUUUAAAUUUUACGUGCGGUAGAUGCCGAAAUUGUAGUGGCUCGUGUGCGCGUAAUAAAACGUACGAUGCUGGAAGACGUCUCGGCAGGACUUAGCGCCUGACGGUCUGUCUGGUCGUUCCGGCAAAAAUGAAAGAAGCUCGUCGGUCCGAGCAGCUGAUGGCGGCCGAGUGCUGUUCGAGCCUCUGUGUCCCCCAUCGCAGCGUUUAAGUGAGUGUGUGCAUUUAGUUGCGCAAACGGAGUGCGGCCACCGCGUGCGGCAGGAAGAUAAUUCUGUGGAAGAUAGAUUUCGCGCAGCAAGAGACCGCUUGUAGACGAGCUACGAGCUAUUUCGUAACGGUGCUUCUUUCGCGACUCGGUAUCCGACACGCAGGCACGGUACGGUAAGCUUGCCAGCCGUUUACGGUCUCCGGCAGCGUGAAUUAAAUAUUCGUCUGUACGGCGAAAAAGCGAAGAAACGAGCUGACGAACGAACCACCGGUCGUUUCAGGGAACGCGUAAUCCACGAUACGACCCAAGGAAAGACACGGUGCCGCUUCUGUGUUGCACGGUGUAGGUGGGAGAUUCGACGUACGACGGGGCGUGCGUUCGCGUGUGACAACGCCUAACAAGCGAUCGCGCCCCUUUUCUCGGCCGAUACAGAACGAGCUGGCUAUUCCUCGACGAAUUUUAAUCGAACCUGUGAACUUGAUGGAUCUCGUCGGUUGACAAAACCUCUUCGAUUAACACGUUGCCCUGUUACACAGAAAAACUCCUCGUGCUAUGCACGCACCACUAUCAAUUUUCACCCCUCUCUGUCUCAGGAACGUCUGAACAGUAGGUUACCGUGUUCAGAUACAACCACGUGCGCUUUGUAAUCGUGUAGUGCUGCUUUGUCCUUGUGAGUGUAGUGAGUACAUCCUCGUCGACACGGAAUGCGGCCUCCUCGGGGUGGACGCAAUCUUCUUUAGUCGCGUCCAACGCCGGAAAAGUGCAGCCGAUGCACGAAAGUACCUCCAACGUUCCUCUUCCCUCCAGCUCUCAUAGUGCCUCUGCUAAUCCCAACAUGUCGUCAGCGACUUUUGUGGACCGGAUAGAUCCUUUCGCCAAGAGAUCUCUCAAAAAGAAAUCCAAGAAGUCACAGGGUUCAUCUCGCUAUCGUAACUCUCAGGACGUUGAGCUUCAACAGUUACCACAGCUCAAAGAUGUCACACCAUCGGAGCAAGAAGAGUUGUUCACUCGAAAACUCCGGCAGUGUUGCAUGACCUUUGAUUUCAUGGAUCCAAUGGCAGAUCUCAAAGGCAAAGAAAUUAAACGUAGUACACUGAAUGAACUGGUUGAAUACAUCUCAACUGGACGGGGUGUCCUUACAGAACAUGUAUAUCCGGAAAUCAUUAAAAUGAUUUCUGCAAAUCUGUUUCGCACAUUACCACCUAGUGAAAAUCCAGAUUUCGAUCCAGAGGAAGAUGAUCCAACACUGGAGGCAAGCUGGCCCCAUCUGCAAUUGGUUUAUGAAUUCUUUUUACGCUUUCUUGAAUCUUCAGAUUUUCAACCAACAAUUGGCAAAAGAGUUAUUGACCAAAAAUUUGUUCUACAGUAUGGGAAGUUCCUUGGUCUUAGAGCCUUCAUACGCAAACAAAUCAACAACAUUUUUUUGAGGUUUGUAUAUGAAACAGAACAUUUCAAUGGAGUUGGUGAACUACUUGAAAUUUUGGGUAGCAUUAUAAAUGGAUUUGCUCUUCCUCUAAAAGUUGAGCACAAGCAGUUUUUAGUUAAGGUGCUACUACCACUACAUAAAGUAAAGUGCUUAUCAUUAUAUCAUGCACAGUUAGCUUAUUGUGUGGUGCAGUUUCUUGAAAAGGAUGCAACUUUAACAGAACCAGUUAUACGAGGCCUCCUUAAAUUCUGGCCUAAAACGUGUAGCCAGAAGGAGGUAAUGUUCCUUGGUGAAACUGAAGAAAUCUUGGAUGUGAUAGAUCCCGGACAAUUUACUAAAAUACAAGAACCUUUAUUCAGGCAAAUUGCACGUUGCGUGUCUUCACCGCACUUUCAGGUUGCCGAAAGAGCACUAUUCUUUUGGAAUAACGAGUAUGUAAUGUCUUUAAUUGAAGAUAACAAUCAUGUAAUAAUGGGAAUUAUGUUCCCGGCAUUGUAUAGAAUUAGCAAGGAACAUUGGAAUCCGACGAUCGUAGCCCUUGUUUAUAAUGUUUUAAAAACAUUUAUGGAAAUGAAUAGCAAGCUCUUUGAUGAUCUUACUGCCAGCUAUAAGUCUGAAAGGCAAAAAGAAAAGAAGAGAGAAAAGGAAAGGGACGAACUGUGGAAGAGACUGACUGAAUUGGAGGUAGAACGACGUAAUGCGCUUACAGCUACCUCCAACCCUCCAGUUCCUGCCACAACUACAUCUACGACACAAGCCCGCCCUUGAGCUGGUGGAAGUACACUACCACGCUGCCCGAUCAUUAGCCCUUAGUUUACGUCGAUUGUCCAUACACUACAUGCAAAA